AUGAAGAUCUACAUCAAGCAGCCUGAAGGCUUUGUCCAAGUCAUCUACAACCAUCAACAAGGCACUGCUGUGUUAUGCCAGACCAGUCAUGUUGAUGCCAUUCUGUCACACUACAGCCUCAGCAACUGCAAGCCACAACACACCCCAAUGACAGCUGGUCUGUCCCUCACCAAGCUCAAGUUCACCAGCCACAAGCACACUGCCCUCCCAUACUGUCAGGUGGUGGGCUGCCUCAUGUACCUGUCACAGGCCAUGUGGCCUGACAUUGCAUUUGCUGUGGCCUACCUCAACAAGUUUGUGAACAGCUAUGAUGAGACCCAUUGGACCGCCAUCAAGCAUGUCAUUUGGUAUCUCAAGGCCACCAGUGGUCCCUUCAUGUGGUCUUCCAGAGCACAGUCAACCAUCACACUGUCAUCAUGCAAGGCUGAAUACAACACACUGUCCAAGACUCCUCAACAGCACACUACCAACAAUCAUCAAGAGCAACAAUCAGAGUGCCACCCACUCACUCAGGACAACCAACAGGCCUUCCACCCUCAGACCAAGCACAUUGACAUUAAGGUGGCCCACAUAGAAAGGCUGUCAUCAGCCAAGACAAUCAUGCUGGUCCACUGCCUGACCAGGCAGAUGAUCACAGACAUGCUGACAAAGGCUCUCCCCAGGCCCAAGCUCAAAGAGCUCAAGGGACUCACCAAUCUACAAGGUUGA
Molecule: messenger RNA, 708 nt
Organism: Acanthamoeba castellanii str. Neff
Lineage: Eukaryota; Discosea; Longamoebia; Acanthamoebidae
Product: polyprotein
Exons: 4
Coding region: 1-708 (235 amino acids)
Source: RefSeq, a predicted model, not a curated record